This is a messenger RNA of Symbiodinium sp. CCMP2456, 540 nucleotides long. The record is from the annotation of a GenBank genome assembly. NCBI's taxonomy places the organism in Eukaryota, Dinophyceae, Suessiales, Symbiodiniaceae.
AUGGCCAUGGAGACUUCAGCCAGCGCGCUGAGUCAGUUCGUGAUCUUGGCGCAGACAGCCCAGGGUCGGGCUUUGGAGGCCCUGAUCGGGCAAGCACUCGAUCACUCCUCCGUGUUCGUUUUCGGUGAGCUCCUGGAUUGUCCCAACGUCAAGGCACUUCAGGGAACCGAGUUCCAACGCGCCCUGGAGCUGCUUCGCCUCUUCGCCUACGGCACUUACCCCGACUACAAGGCCCGGCAGAGCGAGCUCGGCGAGCUCACGGCAGCGCAGAAGCGAAAGCUGCAGCUGCUCACGCUGGUCACCAUGGCCACACGGGACAAGCUCAUCAAAUACUCUGACCUGGAGGCUGCCGUGGAUGUUUCCAGCACCCGUGAGCUCGAAGACCUGACGAUCGAGGCCGUGUACCAGAAUCUCUUGGUUGCGAAAAUGGACCAGGAUUUCCUGUUCGGCGGCUGGGAGUUUCAACGCAAGGCUGCAGUUGCCUUAGUUAUCUAUCGCAAGACACUUCAACGCCUGUUCGGCAGCGGCUACGAGCCCUAA